Messenger RNA from Mesorhabditis spiculigera, 336 nucleotides. Lineage: Eukaryota; Metazoa; Nematoda; Chromadorea; Rhabditida; Rhabditidae. The record is from the annotation of a GenBank genome assembly.
AUGCAGGCCAUCCUGAUUGCUCUCCUUGCCCUCUCGGCUGCUGAGGCUACGAACGGCAACUGCCCGCCGUUCACGCCGCAGAAUUUGGCGACGGUGUAUGCUCCCGCCCAUGACGACCUGACUUGCGCCCGCGGAUUCUGUCGCUACAUCACUACGUAUUUGGGAAGCAGCAACGCCUGCAUUGAUCGCGCCGAAAUCUGCCCGGAACUGACCAGCCUUCUGGAUCCAUCCACCGUCGUCGGGCCCGCCGACAACAACCUGGAAUGCCCGGCUACGACCCGCUGCGUCGGCGGCCAGACCACCAACGGCUUCACCGGAAAUUUCUGCGUCAAGCUC